AUGUCGCCCCAAAAGUCUACGAUGGGUCCGCCUCCAGGCAGACCCACGCACCACACAUCUUCACAACUCAGAACGGCCCCGGAGUCACAGAUCCGAGAGUCACAGAUCCGAGAGUCACUUAUCCCAGAGUCGCAGAUUCCAGAGUCGCAGAUUCCAGAGUCGCAGAUUCCAGAGUCGCAGAUGCUAGAGUCACAGUUCACUGAGACCAGUUUUGAUGAUACCAUGAUGGAGUCCCAAGAUACGGAUACCAUCGGAUUCCCCGAUGACUAUGACGAUGAACCUUCAUUCUCUCAACCGACCGAGAUGCCACAGCCAGCACAACAUAGCACUGUCAAGUUAAUCACGCGCAAAGAUAACUUUCAAACAGCAGAGGAGCUUGCAGUUGGUUUCAACUAUAGCAAGCCCCCGACACCACACCCCAUGUUGACUGCUCCAGCUUCUCGGCAAAAAGACCCAGCUCGGUGCCCUCCUGCCAUCUCAAUACGGCAAUCACAAGCACAGCAAGACCAAGUCGUGACCGAUAUGCCAGACCCCAGCGGUACGUUUGCCGGAGCAGAUGUAUCCCAGGACAGGGCGAAGCCGACUGUCGGUCCCGUUGCACACGCGAGCACUAGCAGACACAACGAACCAACCGUUAUUGGUGAUCAGCCACGAUCGGAGCACAGCUUCCAUGAAGACGAAGAGGUGAAUGCGAUGCCGGCAGACACUGUUCCAAAUUCGCCGGAUUUCCCAUUUCAGGAUGCAGGCAGUCCUGCGAAAAGAAUGAGCCGAAGUCGAAAGGCCAUCCCGGCUCCAGCCUUCCACAACCCACCUAAGCUCCCAAAGAACAUCGCGGAUAUCCAGCGGGUAGCUCUGUCUCAGGCUUCUCCAAGACGUCGUGGCCUUGCGACGGCGAGGGCCUCAACGAAUACUUCGGGAAGGGCAACCAACAAGUCUGUGGCGGCUCAGGUUGCUCCACCCCACGAAUUUCCGGCGGAACCCCAGAAGCGAUCACAUCACCACGAACGUCAAGUCCACAACGAACGUCAAGUCCACAACGAACGUCAAGACCACCACGAAAGUCAAGACCGCCAGGAAUGUCAAGACCACCACGAACGUCAAGACCGCCAUGAACGUCAAGGCCGUCACGCCCCUCCAGGUGAUCUUGCUUUCCAUGCCCAGGGCACUCCAACGAGACGGUCCCGUGCUGCCCAGGGCAAUCCAACGAAACGGUCCCGCGCUGCUGAGUACGCAAUCCAGGUCAUGAAUCGACCUCGCGCACCUCAAGUCACGACUCGACCUCUACCCAUGGUUAAACCGGUCGAGGAACGCGCGGCAUCAGUUGCAUCAGCGGCAUCCGUUCGGUCGCGUUCCCGAGCUUCGAAUAUAGGAGUUUCGCGCGCACCGCCGAGGAAGUCUCAUCGGAAGCCGUCAAGCCACACCUUGGAAGGAAGUAACAGACGUCGCAGCGAUAUGGCUAAAGCAUGGAACAUCAGUGCUCUCUAUGACAUCGAGCUUAGAGAUAACUGGGCUAAGAAGAUUGAAUCGUUGUCGAACCAAGUUACUGCGCGGGAGGAGGAGAUCGAAUGUUUUACUGAACAAAUCAAGGAACGAGAUCAAGCAAUCGCUGGUUUACUGAACGAGAACGAAGAAGCCGAAGCUUCGUAUCAAUACCAGCAGGAGCGUCUAGCUAAUUCGUCGGCUAAGAUCAAGAGACUCGAAGAGAACCUACAAAGUUGUCGUGAUCACUUGAACAAAGCUACCAAGGAACAGCAGGACCUCUACGAAACUUGCAUGGGAAAGUGUCAAAAGGCAAUCGAAGCAAUCAAAGCCGAUGAGAAGAUCCGUCAGGAGGCCAUGGGAGAAGCCAUCCGGGUCUCCGAGUCAACUAGAGCCGAGAUGGAGCAGAAGGUUGCCGCUGUCGUGAGCGAGUCCCAGAAUGAGUUCGAGCAGUUGAACAAGACUAUCACGACGCUCAAGGUUCAGCUGACAGAACGCGAGAACGAAGUCGGCCGCGAGAAAGAACAUGCUAAAGACCUUCGCGAGCAGUUGUCACAGAUCAACAAUCUGAAUGCCGAAGCGGUUCACUCUCUGGGCGAGCGAAACAAGCAGCUGACGGAAGAUACGGAGCGAGACCGAUCCCAGGCUGAGAGCACACAAUUCUGCGUACAACAGCAGAACGAAAAGAUUGAAACGAUCCUCAAGGCACUAGAAGAGGCAAGAUCCGCUGCUCUUGAUCCAAACACGUUGGUCGAGAGUCUCAAGACCAUUCAGACAGAGGCCAUCGAAGCCAUGAUCACAGGCGUACAUGAUGCUAUUUCAGCCAACCAGUCACCUUCUGAGAGCGAUCGAAUCUUGAGCAAGAACAUUGAGUCAAUCCGCACUAGUUGUCAAGACCUCUGCGAAAGAAUCCGCAACCAGGAACAGGCUUCAGAGUGGGAGGAAAAGUUUCGCAAUACUAAUCGGGUCAAGGAAGAACAAGCGCAGAAGAUCAAUCAGCUCAAAGACCAAAUCAACCAGAUGCAAAACGAAGCCAACGCUCGAAAAGCAGCCGAAGAACAGCUUAAACGAGAAGUUGAGGCCCUCAAGAACGCCGCGAAUGCCAAUAACGAGGCACAACAACAAGCCGAGAGUCUCAAAACCCAGAUGGUCUAUCUCAGGCAGGGACUCAGCGAGAAAGAGCUAGCCAUGACCCAAUCAGAUGAGAAACUGACAGCUGCGCAGGAGGAAGUCAAGGUCCAGAGCCGCAAACUACAAGACAAAGAAGACCAGAUACGCAGCGAUUGCGAGAAGCACAAGCAGGCAAUCAAUACCAGUAUUCAACAAGGGAAGCAGGCAGUUACCGAGGCUGUGGCAAAAGAGGCACAGAAAGCCCAAGGAGAACAAGAGGAGCUGCAGAAACGCCUACAGGAUGCUGAAACGACUUGCGUCCAGCUUCAACAGGAUCUCCUGGGGGCACAGGAGGCAGCGAAGGACGUGACCAACAUGGAGGAAACCUUCAGAGGUAUGCAAGACGAGAUGGCCAUGCUGCUGAAACUGGUGAAAACGUUCACACCGGAAAUACAAACGUCUGAGGCUUCGAAACAAGCCCUUCAAAAGGGGCUUGAGGACUGGGCGGAUGAUAGACAUCAACUUGGACAGCUCGACCAGGUCGUACGAAGGCUUACCAGCGAGCAACCCAAAUCGGCCGAGGUGAACAAACAGAUGAUGGAGUUCCUUGACAUUCAGAAGAAAUUGACAGCCACUUCUGAGCACUAUGGAGGCCGGCUGACUCAUCACCGCACAGCCAUUGACGGCAGCCAAGCCGCUGCAUCGACGAGCAACGCUGAUGGCGUCAAGAAAAGCGCAUCCCAACAAGAUGCUAUAGAUCAACUCGCAUACCACCGACGAGUUGUAAUCAAAUCCCCAAUUACCGACGCUGACGAUGCUUUGAUCUCACCUAUGUCUGUGGAGCAGGAGAAGACUACCAGGCGUCAAAUUGCUGCUCCACGGGGCAUCAUCAAGAGAGUUACCCGGAGCGCAUCGAAAGAACUGGAAUCCAUGGAGAAAGGCGACGCUUCUGUGCACACUCCCAUCCAAAAGGAGACACCCGUACCGAAUAAGCGAAGAGUAGCAAAAUGUGGCUCAAAGGUGCCUCCAGUCAGCCACAGCUCUUAUAACCGCCCCGUGGCCGGGUCGAUCGAGGGAGGUCAGGACCAAGACGCCGAGCUGCCUGAACCCACGAAACCAUCGCAGACUCGCAAGCGCAGCACUAGCACACGGCCUGAGGCUCCGAUAGAGUAUACGAGUCCAGAAGCCGGUCUAAAUUCUCGCAAUGAAGUUAUGAGCAGUGUCGAUCGUCGUGCUAAGCGGCUUCGACCGGAAAACCAGAGGCCCAAACUAUCUCGCUCCAUGUCUGUGUACUUCCCCGAACCUGUCGAAAGGGAGAAGAAGCCUCAGCUAUCGCAUUCGCAACCGCAGCCCAUGCGUGGUGGUCCUCUGAAGAGAAAGCCGUCUUCCAUCAUCACAUACGGAACCCGAGAACCAUAA
Anthostomella pinea is the source of this 4008-nucleotide messenger RNA. The record is from the annotation of a GenBank genome assembly. NCBI's taxonomy places the organism in Eukaryota, Fungi, Ascomycota, Sordariomycetes, Xylariales, Xylariaceae.